Dunckerocampus dactyliophorus (ringed pipefish) is the source of this 2096-nucleotide messenger RNA. RefSeq lists its product as uncharacterized. NCBI's taxonomy places the organism in Eukaryota, Metazoa, Chordata, Actinopteri, Syngnathiformes, Syngnathidae. The record is from RefSeq and is a predicted model, not a curated record. The coding region runs from base 226 to 1341 and encodes 371 amino acids. The transcript has 7 exons.
AGAGCAUCUCAGCACUCAAAGCACUCGGCUGCCUUGUGAUGGCAUCACGUGGCGUUGCUGGAAAUGAUGCGGGACGAUGAAGCCUAUAAAAGGGACGUCACCGUCAGACACUCACUCUACUUCCGCCUGGAAGAGACCGACAUCUCCGUUCUUCACGACCGAUCAUCCAACCGUCCUUCCUUCUUCCAGCCCGUUUGGUUCUGAGACGACUCUUCAGCGGACAAGAUGAGAAUGAUCCUUCUGCUGGUGCAGCUGGCCACCUGCUGUGCCAUCGGCUCAGCUAUCAAGUGCUAUCAAUGUAACCUUGGAGCGUCCUACUUCACCAGCUGGGACUGGAGUACUAAAUGUACCCUCACCAAAUGUGGAAAAGGAGAUCAGUGCUUCAUCACCAAAGAUCAGAGUACAGGCACCUACCAGGUGGGCUGCAAGGCUGGUUGGAAAGAUAAUGCUAACACUAAGUGCUGUGACACUGAUGGAUGCAACAACUGGCUGGACGUGGCUGCUGAUGCACCAGCAUGGAAGAAGCUGGAGGCCAUCAAGGCAGCUUGCAGCAACAACAACGAUCUCAAAGCCUGCCUGGAAGCCAUCUCCUCCACCAAGACUAUCAACUGCUAUCAAUGUGACCUUGAAGAGAACUUCUUCACCAACUGGGACUGGACUACUAAAUGUACCCCCACCCCAUGUAAAGCAGGACAGCAGUGCUCCAUCACUAAAGUGUCACGUGAUGCAGUCUCCUAUAAGAUGGAAUGCAAGCCUGCUUGUAAAGAUGGUACUAACACUAAGUGCUGUGACUCUGAUGGAUGCAACAACUGGCUGGGCAUGGCUGCUACAACCCAACAGGCUGCUGUCAGGACAGCAUGCACCAAGGUCAACAAUGAUCUCAAAGAGUGCCUGGAUGCCAUCAAGACCAAGACUCCCAGCUGCUAUUCAUGCUCUGGUCCCCUUGGAGCGGACUACUUCACCAGCUGGGACUGGAGUGCUCAAUGUACCCUCACCCCAUGUAAUGCAGGAGAUCAGUGCUCCGUCACUAAAGUGUCAGGUGCAGGCACCUACCAGGUGGGCUGCAAGGCCAAGGCUGCCUGUGACAGUGAUGAUGCUAACACUAAGUGCUGUAACACUGAUGGAUGCAACAAGUGGCUGGACGUGGGCGAGGAUGCUGAUGCAUGGAAGAAGGUGGAGGCCAUCAAGGCAGCUUGCAGCCCCUCCAGCAACGACCCCAAAGACUGCCUGAAAGCCAUCGACCCAAACCUCAUCAGUGGUGGGGGGGGGGGGCUGGCUGGUGCUUUGGGCCUGCCUUUGGUCUUGGCCAUCAGCGUGAUUGUGUUGGUGGUACUGGGCUAACCCCCCCAUGCAGCCCCCCCCCCAGCCAUCAGCGUGAUUGUGUUGGUGGUACUGGGCUAACCCCCCAUGCAGCCCCCCCCCCCCCCCUUUUCCUCUUUAACAUGAAAAGGCUAAAAAAAAGAAAAGAAAUAAUCCAACAAAGCAACUUUCCAUCAACCUGACCUGAUGUGAUGUUUGCACCCCCCCACAUGACCAGCCCCUCCCUUGCUGUUACACUCAGGGGUGUCGCAUGUGCGGCCCCGGGGCCCAUGAAGGUCUUAAUAUGAGCAAAGUGUCAUUCAUUGGAAAAGUGUCAUCAAAUUGGGGGGAGCACAAGAAAUUGUUGGACCGGAAGAAAAUGUCAGAAGAAAGUUGAAGUGGUUGGAAAAUAAAAAUAAAACGAAUAAAAAGCUGUGAUGUGCAAAUGAACGAGUUGUUAAACGUCAUGAAUGCAUGAUUGUACAAUGAAUGCAUGGUUGUACAAUGAAUGCAUGGUUGUACAAUGAAUGCAUGGUUGUACAGUGAAUGCAUGGUUGUACAAUGAAUGCAUGAUUGUACAGUGAAUGCAUGGUUGUACAAUGAAUGCAUGAUUGUACAAUGAAUGCAUGGUUGUACAAUUAAUAUGAAUGCAUGGUUGGACAAUGAAUGCAUGGUUGUACAAUGAAUGAAACCACAAGUAUCAUUCUUGUCCAAAAGGAUGGAAAAGGCAACAUGAGAAGGAAAUGAACAAGAUGACUUUAAUGACUGGAAAACAUCAUUUUCAUCAAUAAACUCAC